This is a messenger RNA of Loa loa (African eye worm), 815 nucleotides long. RefSeq lists its product as hypothetical. NCBI's taxonomy places the organism in Eukaryota, Metazoa, Nematoda, Chromadorea, Rhabditida, Onchocercidae. The record is from RefSeq and is a predicted model, not a curated record. The transcript is spliced from 5 exons. The coding region runs from base 36 to 530 and encodes 164 amino acids.
AAUUUUAGAGUGGUUUAAUAUUUAUUUGUCAGAAAAUGCUGUUGCCUCGAACAGUGAGGCUUAACUUUGGCCGUUGUUAUGCAGCAGGUGCAGAAUUCCUGAAAAAUGUUCCCUUGACGAGACGAGAUGGCGAAAAAGUCAAAGUGGAUGAGUUGAAGAAUAAGGCCAUUAUAUUGUAUUUCUCAUCUGGAUGGUGUGGUCACUGCCGCACGUUCACACCCAAGUUGAAAAAAUGGUAUGACGAAGCUGCAAAAGACGAAAAUAUUGAAAUAGUUUGGGUUUCCCGUGAUCGUGAGGCGAAACACCAGAUAGAUUACUAUAACAAAGCACUUCCGAAUGUGCCCUAUAUCCCAUUUGGUGACAAACAUAUUUCAGAAUUCCUGAAGAAAUAUGGUGUGGAAACGAUACCCGCUGUUAGGCUAGUAAAUAGCAGUGGGGAAGUAAUCGACCACGAAGUUAAAAGUAAAAUCCAGGAUGAAGGUCAAGUGGACGCCAGAAAGCUAGCGAAGGAAUUUCGAAGCCGCGUAUAACCGGUGCAGUAAUUGCACUUCAUUGUUAGGCAUUUUCUUAGUUUAUAUUAGACAUCUUUUAUUCGUUAUAUCACUUUGCUUUCGUCUAUGUAUUUAAGUUGUUUUCUACCCAGUGUACGGUAUGUGCGCAUAGUUAAAGACCAUUUGUGAUGCAUAUAUUGCACAUAUUUACUUUGGUCGGUGAUGUACUACUAAUGCUAUAGUAAUUCAUAACUUUGCUGGAAAAUGCUCUGUUCGGAAUGCUUUCCCUGCGUGUCUUCAUUUUCUACAGAAUAUUUAGGUGUG